This is a messenger RNA of Empidonax traillii (willow flycatcher), 2796 nucleotides long. RefSeq names its product FAST kinase domains 1 (gene FASTKD1). The transcript is spliced from 15 exons. Gene Ontology annotation, molecular function: RNA binding. Bases 255 to 2744 code for a protein of 829 amino acids. Gene Ontology annotation, cellular component: mitochondrial matrix; ribonucleoprotein granule. Gene Ontology annotation, biological process: regulation of mitochondrial mRNA stability; mitochondrial RNA processing. The record is from RefSeq and is a predicted model, not a curated record. NCBI's taxonomy places the organism in Eukaryota, Metazoa, Chordata, Aves, Passeriformes, Tyrannidae.
UCAGUUAUGUGCUGCUGCCACCACCUUAAUAACGUUACACUGAUGGAAUCGUGAACAGUUGAAGAACGUUCAGGUUUGCCAAAGGUACCCCAGAAUUGAAUUCUUCUUAAUACACUGACCAUAUGGGAUCAAAGAAAAAUAAUCUACUGUUUUUCAAGUACUUGAGUUUGUUGUUUGUAACAACGUGAUUUAGUGUGAAAACUGGAAGAAGAAUCUUUCUGGACACUUCAAAGAUAGCUGGUAGGCAUAGCAAAAUGCUUUGUUUGAGGCAGGUUUGCUUGUUUACACUGAGGCGUUGCCAAGCUCGGACUCUGUGUAGUGAUCUGCUUUUGAACCAGAUAAAUAGCUGCACCCAUGAAGAUGAAGUGUUCAGCCUCAUUGGAAGGAAUAAGGCCAGACUUUCUGAAAAGCAUUUGGGAAUUGCAUUCAACAUGCUGUGGCAAUUGCAAAAGGAGAGGCCAUUUCUCUUAAGGACUACUGACUAUGUAAAAAAUCACUCCCAGUUUCUUACCCUUUGCGUUUUGGCAGAAAACAAGGUGAAACACAUGGAAGAUGAGGCCGUAGUGGACAUCUUAUAUAGUAUUCUGAGGCUCAAUGUUGAAGACCAUGAUUCUCUAGCACAAGCGCUUGUUACAGAAGCAUGGAGAAGGUUAGAAAGGCUUAGUUUGCCAGCUCUGUCUAAAUUCACACUGUGCUUAUACAAACAGCGCAGGCAUUUCAGUCCCAUAAUUGGCCAAGUAGCUCAUAUUGUGGACAUGAAACUGGAUUCUAUACAGGAUGUAAGGAUCUUGUCAGUUUUGAUGGUCAGCAUAUCUGAUGUUAUCUCACAGAGUUUUCGAGAUCGAUUACUACACAAGGCUGAACAGCUCUUGGAAGAAGAGAAGGAAGGCCACUUCAACUAUGCCAAAAGAUUGCUACAGUUUCUUCAAAAUGUUAAACUGAAAUAUCAUCCGUUGCUAGAAAAAUGCAACAGGAUUUUCCUGAAAAGUGCCUCCCAUCUUGAUAUCCACAGUAUUAGUAAUAUUUUUGGACUGUACGAGCAGCUGGGUUUUGACAAUGCUGAAUUCCGCUUGGUUGCUAACCAGCUGCUGUCUGAAACUAUAGAUGAUUAUUAUGAUCCUGAAACCUUUGCGAAAUUAUUUUUUGCUCUUGGGCCUAUGGCAGAAUCCAAGGUAAGAGAAAGGUUGCUAGUAACUGCAGCACACAUGGCUGAAGAAUUUAGCAGUCACCAGGUAUUGGUGAUACUGAAGACAAUGCAGAAAAUGAAAUGCAGAAAUUCUCAUCUACUUGAAAAAAUGGCUUCUGUUCUGCACAAACACUUGGAUAGCUACCAUGUAUUACAGCUGGUGAAGUUAACCCAGUACUUGACGGGGUUGCGGUGCCGCAAUUUGGAGCUGUUUGCCAAACUGAAAGUGUUACUGUUAAGUUAUUUAAAAUCUAGUGUGAUACCUGCUGAUACUGCAGCCAUAAUUCGUGUUCUGGCCAUGCUACCUUCUUUUCAAGUGGAGGAGAUGAUUAUAAACAAAGCAGCAGCAGUUCUGCCUCAAUGCAGUCUUCAUCAUUUGAAUUGCAUCGCUACAGCUCUUGUCAAAUGGAAUCAUCAUGACCAGUUGCACUGGCAAAACAGUUCUGAGCUAUGUGCAAAGCUUCUGCAAAAACUAAAUGACUGUGGAUUUGAGAGGCUUCAGAAAACCAACAGCUUAAAUCGUCUGUUGGAAGAACUUACACAUGUGAAUGGAGAGUGGUUUGAAGAAGUCCUGAAUGAGGAAACCAUGGCCAUGUGUCAACACUUGAUAGACCAAAUAACAUGGGCAAAUGUAUUACCACUGUCUUUUUUCCUCAAAAAAACAAACUGCCGUUGUCCUGCCUUAUUUGACAGAAUAGCUUCUGUGACUGUUGAAAAUAUAGACAAGAUCCACCCCUCCGAACUCUAUUUUAUUCUCCUCCUUUUCUCUACUUUGAAUUACGACAAUGAAGAGUUCUUUAAGAGUUGUAUCCAACAUCUUACUUCUAACUUGAGUUGUUUUGAAGUUUAUCACUUGGUGCUGCUUGGUCAUGUUUUGGCAGUGGCUGGGUAUUUUCCUCCAGUUCUGAUAACGACGAUAUUUAAUGUUUCUUUCCUAAGCAAACUGGAUGCUCAACUUAAAGUCCUGCCUGACACUGUAAAGCAGAGUGUCUGCUCUUGCCUCAUGAAAUUGAACAGAGCAAUCUGUCUGGAAUGCCCGGAGUUUCACAUCCCUUGGUUUCAUGAGCAGUACUGUCAACGUGUCUCUCAUAACAGUAUGAGCCGAAUAAAUCCACUGCGACAGCAUGUUCACAGAAUGCUGACAGAGAUCUUAGGAGGGAGUCAGUACUCCAGGGUAUCUGUUCUCACGCCAUACUACUAUGAAAUAGAUUUUGAGUGUGUCCUGGAUGAAAAUAAAAAGCCUCUUUCCUAUAUGGCUCAGAAUAUACCUUUGGAUGAUGUAGGGGGAAUACACUUGAGACGUGACAUCAAGGAUGAAGGGAAAAAGGCUCUGCCACCAGGAGCUCAGAGAAUUGCUUUGGAAUUUCUUGAUUCGAGAGCUUUUAGCAAAGAUUAUUCACGUCAUCUGAAAGGAGAAGUUGCAGUGAAAAAACGGCACCUGGAAAUGCUGGGAUACCGGGUAGUUCAGAUUCCUCACUUUGAAUGGAAUUCUAUGGUUCUGUCAACAAAAGGUGAACAGCUAGAAUACCUGAGACAACAGCUGUAUGGAAUACAGUGAUGUCAGAUCUGCAGUCUAUAGUAUUUCCAUAAAAACACUUUAUGUACCACCA